UCGGGCAAAAACAACGUACGCUAACUGUAACUUAAACACGCCGUGUUGCGCCUUCAUCCAAGGGUGAACGGGAGCGUUCCACCCACCCUCGCCCACCCUCGGCUGCCUUGAAUAAACUUUCAUCCCAAUCGUGUGCUGUGAAAAUCACACAACAAAAACAAGCGCAGAGUUUUAGUUUUUAUUCGCACAGCCAUUUGCUUAGUGCCACAGCAAAGCCGCGGGCGUGGCGUACACGGUAACGGACACGGACACGGCUAGGGACGCGGAGACAGACGCACAAACACACACACACACACAGACACACGCGGAGACAGCAGCAGUUGCAACGGGACCAUUUCCUUUUUUUGUCGUUUUCGCCGUGUGUUAAUUUGUCCUGCAUUUGCAGCAACAGUGAAAAAUAACUGCGCAAAGUUUUACUUUCGCUCGUGGAAAAUAUUUGAUGCAUUCGAAGUCGACGGCGACUAAAAAAGAAAAUCAUCAAACGAAAAGUUGAGCAAUUAAAGGAUUAAAAGCAAGGACUCGAACUGGGACAGAGGAAGACAUCAUCAUCAUCAUCAUCGUCAUCAUCGUCGGAAUCAUCGGAAUCAGCGGCCAACAUCUGCGGCAUAUCGGGUGUGUGUCUCUCUCUCUCUCCCCCUCAGUCUGUGUACGUAUUUCCUCGGGUCUGUUUGUAAUGGUAGUCAGAAUGUUAGAGCGGGCUGCGCAUGGUGCAAAUUGUGGCAGUUGAAAUACUUGCGGUCGGGCUCAGCACACUUGUACAUUCGUAUUCAAUAUCUGGGCAACUAGCAACUAGCAUAGAGCGACUGCGACUGGGACAGACACAGGCACUGGUUCUGGCUUUGGCUCUUCAGUUGUGGCACUGGGAGCUCUUCAGUUGUGUGUGAGGUAUGCAAAUAAACGGUCUUGCUGCCGGACCAACCAUGGCCGCAUCAGAGCCACCAGAGCCGCCGCCACGCAAUCCGGAUCGCAUAAAUGCCUCGCUGCACAAGCUCGGCGAAUCCAAAAUUGUCAAGUCGCUGGACUCGAGUGUGGGCGCGCUCAAAGAGAAGUCCGUCAACAACAACAAGCCCGUUAAGCCGGUGCUCUCCCUGGACAACAGCAGCAGCAGCUGCAUCAGCCAGGCGUCUGGCGGUGGUGUCAUCGCCUCCUCGACCUCAUCGGCAGGCGGAGCGCCACCGACAUUAAAGCAGCCCAGCCUACUGGCAGGCAAACGGGAACUGACACCCUCCGCCUCCGCGUGCGCCUCCGAUAGCAGCAGCUCCCCGGCCAGCUCGAAUGGGAGCAAUCAGACGCUCACGCCACCCAUGACCAUCGACAACCAGAAUCGCCUGGCCGCCAAGGGCGACACAUUGGGACAAGCACAAGCCGCGGUGAUUGGGAUUGGGCUACCACAGUCGCAAUUAGUGAAUGGCAGCAGCGCCAACUCCGGCACCACAAUAUCCACGGCAGCCAUGAUCCAUGCGAAUAACUCAAAUUUGAUUGCCGCCGGUCACUUGGCCCAGGUCAACGCAAGCGGCAGCCAGCUGAACGCCGAGAUGGCCAUGAAGCUGCGCGACGAGAACGAACGCUUGAAUGCGGAGCUGCUGCGUCUGCGCCGGCUGUUCGAGCAUUCGACGGACGGAGCCGUUGGUGGUGCCGAACCAGGCGCCGCCGACCUGGAUGCAGCCCAGCCAUCGGCGUCGCAGGAGCGCGUUGAACGGCUGGAAACGGAGCUGCGCAGCGUGAAGAACCAGUUGCUGACCAUGCGGCUGGAGCGUAAGAAACUGCGCACCGACAAAUCCGAUCUCUUGGGCCAGGUGAAACAAUUGUGCGCCUCGCUGCAGGAGAAGGAGCAGGAGUUGCGCGACUUUAUACGCAACUAUCAGGAGCGUGUGCGCGAAACAGAGUCAACCAAUGCCAAGAUCUCGGGCGAUCGGGAUCGUGAGCGCUUCCAGCUGCUGAAGCAGGCGCGCGACGAGGCCGAGCGCUCGCUCGCACUGGCCCAGCAGCUAUCGGCACGCGACCUGCAGCUGCAGCGGCUGCAGGAGCAGCUGCAAGAGGCGCGACGCCAGCUGACGGGCUGCCUAUCCGACCAGGAGAGCCUGCAUUCGUUUGCGCCGCUGACGCCACCAUCGGCCGCGUCCGGCAUGCUCAGCCAGAUGGCCGGCGGUUCGGGUCUCGCGGGCAACCUGAGCGGAAUGCGUGGCACAGCCGAGGACAGUGGCCGUGGCAACUCCAACUCAUUGUCGGCGUUUAGCGGCAGCCUCAGUGGUGGCUCCGGCGCCACAGUCGGCGAUCGCAACUCCUGCUCCAAUGACUCGGGCCUACGGAAUAGCAGCGAUCGCGAGAGCACCGGCGGGGAGCUCAACUUCAGCGACGGCACCUGCGACAACGGGCCCUGCAUCACCGUCGAUCCGGACAGCAUCUCUCUAGUCUCCAGCCAGAACAUGUACCAAUUUGGCACACCCAAGGAACGCAGCCCUACACUCUCGCCUCUGAACUCGGGCGCCUAUUCCAGAUCCGUGGAGCAGCUCUCGCCGGAUGCCGAGGGACCAGGCGGCGCUGGCGCCAUAACUCGCAAGUUUGGCAACAAAAGCGGACCGUUGGGCGCACGAAAUGGGCGUGGCGGCACUUGGGGCAGCAUCUCGCGUGUCUUUGCACGGUCCCGUAACAAGAGCAAGGCCAUGUCCGCCGAUGGAGUGACCGAGUACAGCGACUACUCAUGGAAUCCGCUAUCGGAGGAGGGCUAUGCCGAAAAGCUGCGACUGCUGCGUGAGGCCUCCCAGCUGCCCAUAGAACGCUGGCGGGCCACGCAGGUGCUGGCCUGGCUGGAGGUGGCGCUGGGCAUGCCACAAUAUAGUGCACGCUGUGCGGAGAACGUGAAGAGCGGCAAGGUGCUGCUCGAGCUGAACGACGUUGAGCUCGAGGCCGGCUUGGGCUUGGGUCAUCCCAUGCAUCGCAAGAAGUUGCGACUGGCCAUUGAGGAGCAGCGACGUCCGGAGCUGGUGCGCUAUCCACUGAUCACCCAACUGGGCCACACUUGGGUUGCCACCGAGUGGCUGCCGGACAUCGGACUGCCGCAGUACGCUGAGCCCUUCCUGCAGUCUCUGGUUGAUGCCCGCAUGCUGGACACCCUAUCCAAGAAGGAGCUGGAAAAGUUUCUCGGUGUGACGCGAAAAUUCCAUCAGGCCAGCAUUGUACAUGGCAUUCACGUGUUGCGCAUUGUCAAAUAUGACCGUCAGACGCUGGCCAUGCGACGGGUGCAAUCGGAGACUGUCGAUACGGAUCCCAUUGUCUGGACUAACCAACGCUUCAUACGCUGGGUGCGCUCCAUUGACCUGGGCGAGUACGCGGACAACCUGAAGGACAGCGGCGUCCAUGGCGGACUUGUUGUGCUGGAGCCAUCCUUUUCGGGCGAUACCAUGGCUACGGCGCUGGGCAUUCCCCCAUCAAAGAACAUAAUACGACGCCAUCUUAAUACGGAAUUCGAUGCCCUCAUCCUGCCCGCAAGAGCAACUUUGGGUCAAGGCAUUCGUUCCGGUUGCGGCAUAGUGCCCCUAACUGGACCCGGCGGACUGCAGCACUAUGCCACAACAGAUCGGCGAUCGAGUGGCAACUUGCGGAUUUCGGCAUGGAAAGGAUCUCAGAGCUCUCUUUCAAAAGCCUUUCGGUUCAACAGCAAACCCCAUCGUGCCGGCGAUCGCAGCUCCUUCGGAAACUCCACCUCCCCAACGCCAUCGUACAGCAGCAGCGAGGGCGGCGGCGGUGGAGGAAUAUACGCUACCAUAGGUCCGCAGCAAAUGCAGUCGCAUCACCAUCAUCCUCCCCAUCAUUUUCUACCGCCACCCACAACAGCACCGCCCCCGCCGCCACCAAGCUCAGGCAGCUCCAAUUACGGUCCACCCGGUCAUCGUGUGAGUGCCCCACCCGUUGGCAGCAUCCUAGACCCCAACGGGCUGGACAGCCACCUGCUGUACGAGCAGAAUAGUCGCCGGGUGAAGAGCAUCAGCGACAUUGGGGUGGCAGCCAGCGGCAGCAUGGGCGCCUGCAGUCUGGGUGGCAUAUCCGCAUCAUCGGACUCGCCUGAAUGAACAUCUGAUUGCAGCUUAUGGAUUCCCUUUAUAUAAUUGCUCCCAGCUAAUAUAUCAUAUAAUAUAUUAUUUCAUCUAUUCCCCUACGCCUCAUCUGGCAUUCCAAAGUGAUAAGUUAAGAGUGAAGAAACCAAAGUUUAUCGAUUAUAUUUUAAAGAGGAUGCGAUUAAAUUUAAAUCAAGGCCCACCUCAAAGACAUUACUUUGAAUUCCAACAGGUACAUAUACAUAUGUCAAGAUACAAACACACAACCACUAAGCAUAUUUGAUUAAAUCAGAUUGAGGGAAACUACAGAACAGAAAAA
This is a messenger RNA of Drosophila montana, 4374 nucleotides long. RefSeq names its product Liprin-gamma (gene Liprin-gamma). Gene Ontology annotation, molecular function: protein binding. The transcript is spliced from 11 exons. Bases 888 to 4070 code for a protein of 1060 amino acids. Lineage: Eukaryota; Metazoa; Arthropoda; Insecta; Diptera; Drosophilidae. The record is from RefSeq and is a predicted model, not a curated record.